UUGCGUGGGACGAGAAUUUUGCUGCCCCUCUGGAGUGUGACAGAGGCUCUUGGCUGGGCAUCGAGUGGGAAAGUGAGCGUGUCGAGGUUGAGGAGAUGUGAAAACCUCAAGACUGGGCCAAAGAAUUCACCAUUUCGACUGUCUCUUUCAGGUCCCCUGUACCAUCUUGGAUGUUCAUAUGAGCAAGACCUCUUUUCCCAUCUCUGCACAGAUCAUCCUGUGAAUGCUAAACCUCCAAGGGUUGUGAAGGCUUGUCCAUAAACGUCCUCACUUAGACAGUCAAAGCCGGCAUCUGGAGCUGACGCGCAGAGGGCAGACGAGGACUAACUGGACUGCAGGACUGUAAGACCACAGGACCGCCAGUGAGUCAUGGCAGCGGCACACAUAGUGGGCACCUUUGCGGUGUGGGACUAUGUUGUGUUUGCACUGAUGCUGCUGGUGUCGGCUGCUGUGGGGGUGUACUGUGCCAUGUCAGGGGGUGGACAGCAGAGCUCCCAGGACUUCCUGAUGGGUGGCCGUAAAAUGACUGCUGUACCCGUUGCUUUGUCUCUGACGGCCACCUUUAUGUCUGCCAUCACUGUGCUGGCCACACCGUCUGAAGUGUACCAGUAUGGGGCAAUGUUCAUUCUCUUCACCCUCUCCUACUCCCUCAUGGUUUUUGUCACCUCGGAGGUCUUCCUGCCCAUCUUCUACAGACUGGGAGUAACUAGCACUUAUGAGUACUUGGAGAUGCGGUUCAGCAGAGCGGUCCGUUUGUGCGGGACUGUGCUGUUCAUCUUUCAGACAGUGCUGUACACGGGGAUCGUCAUCUAUGUCCCAGCUCUGGCGUUAAAACAAGUCACUGGUUUUGAUCUGUGGGGUGCUGUGAUGUCAACAGGAAUUGUCUGCACCUUCUACUGCUCACUGGGGGGCCUGAAAGCUGUGGUCUGGACUGACGUCUUCCAGCUGGCCACCAUGAUGGCUGGGUUUCUUGUAGUCAUCAUCCGAGCUGUGUUGCUCCAUGGCGGCUUCUCUGUCAUCAUUGACGACUCACAGAAAGGAGGGAGGCUGAACCUGUGGGACUUCGACCCCAAUCCUUUUAAGAGACACACCUUCUGGACCAUCACUUUUGGAGGAGCCUUCGUCUGGAUCGGGAUCUACGGGGUCAGUCAAGCUCAGGUGCAGAGAUACGUGUCAUGCAAGUCCCUGAACCACGCCAGAACGUCUCUGUAUCUGAACCUUGUGGGUCUCUGGGCCAUCCUCCUGUGCGCAGUAUUUUCCGGGCUGUGCCUGUACGCUAUCUACCAGGACUGUGACCCCUGGACAGCUGGACUGAUCUCAGCUCCAGAUCAGUUAAUGCCUUACCUGGUGAUGGACAUCCUGAGGGACUAUCCUGGCCUUCCUGGACUUUUUGUGGCUGCUGCAUUCAGUGGGACACUGAGCACUGUGUCCUCCAGUAUAAAUGCUUUGGCAGCUGUGACCGUUGAAGACCUGGUUAAACCGUAUAUCAGCAUGUCUGACAGAAAGCUGUCCUGGAUCUCCAAAGGGCUGAGCCUUUUCUAUGGAGCUGUGUGCAUCGGGAUGGCUGCCAUCGCCUCUCUGCUGGGGGGGCUUCUGGAGGCAGCAUUAAGUAUCUUUGGUAUCAUUGGAGGACCUCUUGUUGGUCUCUUCUCUCUGGGUAUCUUCUGCCCCUUUGCCAACUCCACAGGAGGCUUGGUGGGUCUUUUCAGUGGCCUGGGCCUUUCCCUGUGGUUGGGGAUUUGGGGCCAGUUGUAUCCCCCGUACCACAGCGAGCCCCUGAGCCUGAGCACCGCAGGAUGUAACUUCACCGUGAACCCAGGGGGGCAAAACUGGACACAGAGCUUGGUGCACUCACCUCUUACCACCAAAGCAGCCCUAGAGGAAAAGGAAUACAGCGCUCAAUUGGUUGAUGGCUGGUACUCACUGUCCUACCUGUACUUCAGCCCAGCGGGGGCUAUUACUGUGUUCGCUGUGGGAGUUAUUAUGAGCUUGCUGACAGGUGGGAAGAAACUAAAACUGGCACCAGAGCUAAGGUUGAUGAAGGAGGACUUGACCUGCUACUGCUUAUACAACAUCUUUAAACAGAAGGCAAUGAAUCAUGGAGGGGAGUUGGACUUGAAGAAAUGCAGAGAGAUUGGGUUAGGAACAAACAACCCUGCAUUCUGCAGCUCUGAGCUGGAUCUGACUCAGAGGAAAGCUGAAUCAAAUAUCAGCAGCAUCUUUUCACCUUGACUGGUGGCUGGUGGCAUUUCUCAGAUGCACUUUCCUCCAUCCUUUCCUCACAACUACAGGAGGAAUAAUAAUUAUAAUUAAAUAAUCAUUAUAAUUAUAAUUAUUAUAAUAAU
Messenger RNA from Scleropages formosus (Asian bonytongue), 2345 nucleotides. RefSeq names its product solute carrier family 5 member 8 (gene slc5a8). The coding region runs from base 370 to 2232 and encodes 620 amino acids. The transcript is spliced from 15 exons. Gene Ontology annotation, cellular component: extracellular exosome; membrane. The record is from RefSeq and is a predicted model, not a curated record. Gene Ontology annotation, molecular function: organic acid:sodium symporter activity. Lineage: Eukaryota; Metazoa; Chordata; Actinopteri; Osteoglossiformes; Osteoglossidae. Gene Ontology annotation, biological process: propanoate transmembrane transport; sodium ion transport.